CAUCGCGCCUGCCCGGCCGGCGGCGGAGCUCGGUGCAGGGGAGGGGGGCGGGGGGCGGCUCGGCGGCGGGUCUGCGGGCCCCAUGGGCGGGUGUGUGGGCUCCCACCACGACUCCUCGGGCAGCCUCAACGAGAACUCGGACGGCACCGGAGUGGCUCUUGGUCGUAACCAGCCCCUGAAGAAGGAGAAACCCAAAUGGAAGAGCGAUUACCCCAUGACGGACGGGCAGCUCCGCAGUAAGAGGGAUGAAUUUUGGGACACAGCCCCGGCCUUUGAGGGCAGGAAGGAGAUUUGGGAUGCCCUCAAGGCUGCUGCCCACGCCUUUGAGAGCAACGACCACGAACUGGCACAAGCAAUCAUUGAUGGUGCAAACAUAACACUACCCCAUGGUGCUCUUACAGAGUGUUACGAUGAACUGGGCAACCGCUACCAGCUCCCCGUCUACUGCCUCGCCCCACCCAUCAACAUGAUCGAGGAGAAGGGUGACCUGGAGACUCUGGAUAUCCCCGAGCCCCCUGCCAACUCUGGGCACGAGUGCCAGCUGCGCCUGCGCCUGUCCACGGGCAAAGACCUGAAGCUGCUGGUGCGCAGCAUGGACACCGUGUACCACAUGAAGCGGCGGCUGCACGCCGUGGAGGGAGUGGAGCCGGGCAGCCAGCGCUGGUUCUUCUCUGGGAGACCCCUGGCAGACAAAAUGAAACUGGAGGAGCUGAAAAUCCCAAAGGAUUACGUGGUGCAAGUCAUCGUGAGCCAGCCCUUAGCAAAUCCCACCCCGGUGGAGAACUGACGGCCGCCCGUUCGGUGGCUCUUCUCUGCUGAGUCCUCUCUUGUGGGGUUUGGUUUCACUGCCCUCUCUUCUUUCCGGGGUUGUUCUGCUCGUGGAUGGGUUGCAAGAAAUGACCAGCAAAAAAAAGAAAAAAAAAA
Motacilla alba alba is the source of this 924-nucleotide messenger RNA. RefSeq names its product ubiquitin domain containing 2 (gene UBTD2). The transcript is spliced from 3 exons. Lineage: Eukaryota; Metazoa; Chordata; Aves; Passeriformes; Motacillidae. Gene Ontology annotation, molecular function: protein binding. The record is from RefSeq and is a predicted model, not a curated record. The coding region runs from base 83 to 787 and encodes 234 amino acids.